Coregonus sp. 'balchen' is the source of this 3201-nucleotide messenger RNA. The record is from the annotation of a GenBank genome assembly. Lineage: Eukaryota; Metazoa; Chordata; Actinopteri; Salmoniformes; Salmonidae.
AGAAGAUAUCCAGCGUUACUACUACAAUACAAUCACUCAACAAUGUGAGGAGUUCAGCUAUGGAGGCUGCCAAGGGAAUGAGAACAACUUCAUGAGUUUUCAGGCAUGUAAGAAAGCAUGUUUUAGGAUACCAAGUAAGUUGACCUUUAUUUGUAUUUUUUAUAAAAGUCUGUAUUCGUUUAGCAAUUUUGCCUUUGCAUUGAAAAGUUUGCUAUUUUAAAUAAUGUAUUCAUUUAUUUGAUAUGCCAUCAAGACUAUUGUAACCAUUCAAAUCGUGAAGUUUGUGGAAAUCUGGCCAUUAAAGCACUAUUUAGUGUUUUUGAAAACGUUUUGAAAUGGACACUUAAACUUAUUUAGGGUAAAUGGCAAUACACCGUGACACGUUUCACUUUUUAAUAGUUCUUCUAAGAAUGUGUGUCUUUGCACCUUCUCCCCCCACCAGAGAUCCCCCAGAUCUGCAGGUUCCAGAAGGAGGAGGGUCCCUGCCGUGCCAUGCACUGGCGCUACUUCUUCAACAUGACCACCAUGCAGUGUGAGCAGUUCAUCUACGGCGGAUGCCAGGGCAACGAGAACCGCUUCCAGGACCAGAUGUCUUGCAUGGAGUACUGUAGACCACACAAAAGUAUGUGGAGAAUGGUCAAAGUCAACAGUCAGGCUGUGUUCUAUCAGCUGUGCUGCACGAUAGGGAAAGCAUUUCCACAUUCAGUGUUGAGUACAUAGGCUCAUUCCACGUAAACAAUGCUAUUUAGAAACAGAUUCUACUGUGUUCUACUGUGUUCACUCUGUUGUGUUAUUAACUUUGUAUUAAUUUUGAGGAAACAUAUUUAACUUUGCUCGCAAGAAUUACACAAGGAAUUAUGUAGAAACAAGAUUAGAGGAACCUUUUUCAUGAAAUCGGCCGAGCAAUUUGAUUGUAAACACCCACAUCCUCGUCACACCCUAGCCAUGAGGUCAUGUAAUAGUUGAUGUUUACAGAUGUAGGAUCUUAAUUUACAUCUUAAUUUGAUCACACUGUUGCAGGACAACUUUCCUGCAAUGCAGGACAUUUUAAACUUGUAGUGUAUUUGAGGUUUAAAAAGGCUUCUGAAGUUUGUAAUUUCCACUUUAAAAUGUCAUACUUGAUUUUCCCUUAUGAAAUGUAUCAACCCCUACAAACAUUACCAUUAAAGAUGCACUAUGCAGAAAUGGCUUCACCAUUUCCUGGUUGCUAAAAUUCAAAUAGUUAGCCUAAUUUCAGUUUAUGUGACAAAACAAGCAAAUAUAGUGUAGAGAAUUAUUGUACCAUUUAAACCAUUGUGAAAUAUAUUUUCCAUUACCAAAACUGUUGUAUUUUCAGCUGUUUGAAGCUGGUGUACAAAACCGAAAGUAAAAGACGUAAAAAUGUAACUUAAGAAGCAUAGAAUUAGCACACAUAAAACAGAUCUACCGCUUCUUAGACUUGCUUUCAGAAUGACAGAUCUACAGUGAGUUAAAAAAGUAUUUGAUCCCCUGCUGAUUUUGUAUGUUUGCCCACUGACAAAGACAUGAUCAGUCUAUCAUUUUAAUGGUAGGUUUAUUUGAACAGUGAGAGACAGAAUAACAACAAAAACUCCAGAAAAACGCAUGUCAAAAAUGUUAUAAAUUGAUUUGCAUUUUAAUGAGGGAAAUAAGUAUUUGACCCCUCUGCAAAACAUGACUUAGUACUUGGUGGAAAAACCCUAGUUGGCAAUCACAGAGGUCAGAGGUUUCUUGUAGUUGGCCACCAGGUUUGCACACAUCUCAGGAGGGAUUUUGUCCCACUCCUCUUUGCAGAUUUUCUCCCAAGUCAUUAAGGUUUCGAGGCUGACGUUUGGCAACUCUAACCUUCAGCUCCCUCCACAGAUUUUCUAUGGGAUUAAGGUCUGGAGAUUGGCUAGACCACUCCAGGACCUUAAUGUGCGUCUUCUUGAGCCACUCCUUUGUUGCCUUGGCCGUGUGUUUUGGGUCAUUGUCAUGCUGGAAUACCCAUCCACGACCCAUUUUCAAUGCCCUGGCUGAGGGAAGGAGGUUCUCACCCAAGAUUUGACAGGUACAUGGCCCUGUCCAUCGUCCCUUUGAUGCGGUGAAGUUGUCCUGUCCCCUUAGCAGAAAAACACCCCCGCUGCAGGAUUUCAGUCCUUCACGGCGUAGUGUGUUACCAAUUGUUUUCUUGGUGACUAUGGUCCCAGCUGCCUUGAGAUCAUUGACAAGAUCCUCCCGUGUAGUUCUGGGCUGAUUCCUCACCGUUCUCAUGAUCAUUGCAACUCCACGAGGUGAGAUCUUGCAUGGAGCCCCAGGCCGAGGGAGAUUGACAGUUAUUUUGUGUUUCUUCCAUUUGCGAAUAAUCGCACCAACUGUUGUCACCUUCUCACCAAGCUGCUUGGCGAUGGUCUUGUAGCCCAUUCCAGUCUUGUGUAGGUCUACAAUCUUGUCCCUACCAUUAAAAUUAUAGACUGAUCAUUUCUUUGUCAGUGGGCAAAUGUACAAAAUCAGCAGGGGAUCAAAUACUUUUUUCCCCUCACUGUAUAACUGACAUUUCAAUGUGAAUUUAGUCAGGUCGCCCAAAAAGUUACAUAUUGCAGCUUUAAUUAUAAUCUACAUACUAAUUCACAUUUCCUGUUGCUGUAAGAUUUUUUUUUCCUGCUGGCUCAAAUUAAGAUCAUACAUCUGUAAGUAAAGAGGAAAUUAAACAAGAUAAAAGGAACAGUACAAAAAUACCAACCCUGACUCUAACAGCCUGCUCUAUCAAUACAAUACUCAAGGGUCUCACAGUAUGCGAGUUCCUUAAUUUUCCGCAAAAAUUGCCCUGAAAUUAUUCCAUAUGGCCCUCUAUACAGUUGUGCUUCUGUUUAUGUUCAGAAGCCGGAGAUGAGCCUCUUGGUCUAAAAUGAGACAAUGCUAGCCGAAGAGUAGACUGCAAUUACAGAGUUCUUGUUGUCCUUUUUUUUAGACACCUUUAUUCCGAAAUGAUUCCAUCCAGUGCCCUCGCUCAAUUUUACAUCUACUAAUGUUAUUAAGACACCAGAGAUUAGCUUCUUGGUUUAAAACUAGAUAAUGUUAGCUGAAGAUUAGCCUUCUCUCUCACAGAGUUCUUAUAGUUGUUUUGUGUGAUUGCCAGCUACUCCUGUGCUCUGCCUGGAUCCCCUGGAUAAAGGAGGCUGUGCUGCAUCUAUACCACGCUACUACUACAACUCAGCCUCCAGG